AUGAGCAAGAAGGCCAAAUCACAGCUCGGCGGAAGUCGCGCCGCCGGCGCCGGCUUUGGCGGCGGCUUCGGCUUCGGCUCCGGUGCGUCCUUCUCAGCCUUUGGCGCCUCUGCCUCUCCGCUCUCCUACGUAUCCGAGCCGCCAGACCUCUCGUCCAUUUCCGACGCCAACACGGUCGUUGCCUUCAAGAACCUCUCGAAGAAGGACAGCACGACCAAGGCGAAGGCGUUGGAGGAUCUGCAGGCGACCGUCACGUCGUCGGCCACGCCGGUGGAGGAGGCUGUGCUCGAGGCCUGGAUCCAAAUAUACCCUCGCACCUCCAUUGACACUUCCCGACGAGUCCGCCAGCUUGCGCACGCCGUCCAAGGCCACAUCGCCACGGCUUGUGGGAAGCGCAUUGCGAGGCACAUGCCCAAGGUUGUGGGCGCCUGGCUGGCGGGUCUUUACGAUAAUGACAAGUCCGUUUCGUUGGCCGCGCAAGCCUCCUUUAAGUCCGUCUUUUCGACGCCGGAAAAGCUGCACAAUGUCCGCAAAGCAUUCCAGCAACAGAUCCUCGAUUACUGCCGCAACGUAAUCGACAAGGAGACGUCGAGCACUCUGAGUGACGAGAGGAAUACGAGCCCGGACGACGCCGAGGCAAAGUACAACAGGGUCAUCGCUUCGAGCAUCGCGGCCAUUGCGAGCCUCCUCACGGAAUUAUCCGCCGAGGAGCUCGCGAAGGAACAGGGCAGCUACGAGGAGGCCGUGCAGGACGACAGGCUGUGGGACUUUUCUUCGUACAGCGACCCUGCCGUCAGACGGGCCAUCCACAGACUUCUGAGGACCUGCAUGGCAAAACAGCGCGAUGCGCUGUCGAGCAACUUGCCGACCAUCUCCAAGGCUUACCUGGCCAACGCACUCAACUCGGAUCAAACCGGUUCGGCGUACGAAUUCUCGGAAACGCUAGUCGCCCUCACCAAAAUAUACCCUACCGUUUGGACGGAGCACUACGCAUCAAAGAAGACGCCGGUGACCAAGCGUCUGCGGCAGUUCCUGAAGCUGUCUAGCCUGCCCAAAGAAGUGUUGCCCUCGGAUCCGGCCGAGGCCGUCGAAAUACUCAAUGCAAUCCGCAAUGGCAUCAUCAGCAAAGACGAGCCUCGCUCGAACAUCGGCGCUGCGUACACGGCGUACUUCAAUGUUACGACUGCACUCUCCUCAGCAUUCUCUGAAGAGGAGCAGCGCAAGCUGUUGACCGAGAUGGUGUUGCCGCUCGUACUCCAAUACGUCAAACCAUCCCAAGAGACUGCCACAUGGGCCGUCCCGGCUCCUCAAGCGGUGACUCUAAUAAGUCAAGCUUUGGAGAUUCCCUCCAUGCCUGGAGUCCUCGAGGCCCGAUGGGAGCGGGUGACUGGCGUCUUGAUCGAAGACAUGAAGACGUCACAACCGGCUCAGGCCAAAGACUACCAGACAUCUCAGAACCAGGUCGACGAAGAGGGUCAAAGGUGGGCUGCCGUAGCAUCCAAACUUCUCGAGAAGUCUCAGUCCCAGGCUGUUCGCGAGACGCUUGCGAGAUCAUCUUCGCAGGUGCUCAAGGAAGCGCUCGAGCUUCUAAAGUCCCGAAAUGGCAAGCCUUACGGUGCGGCGGGCCUAGUAGAGGCGAUGCUCAAAUCCUUCAAGUCGUUUCUGCUUGAAGACACCGAGUGCAGCGACCUCCUGACAUCGUUUGUUACGAAUGACCUUCCGUCGCUCUUCUCGUCUCCGUCAUCUUCCAAAUUGGCUUCCAUCCUGCGUGCCUACAGCGAUCGUCCCGAAUUUGAGGACGUCUGGACGAGGACGUUGAAGGCGUGCGUCGACGAGCCUGAGCCGCAGGCAAAGCUCACCUCUCUGGCCCAGCUUCUGUCCGCGUUGGACUCUCGCAAUCAGAUCGCCGUGGCGAAUCCGGAGCUUCAGGGUCUCAUCCUCGAGAGAUUCCGGCUGUCCAUUCAGGGCCAGGCGGAUUGGAGCUUUCCCAAGCAGCUGCUCAAGGGCUCUUCCGUCCUGGCGGACGAUACGAUAGACACCGUUUUGUCAGAUCUGACGCAGUCGCUCUCCAUCUCCAGCCAGGCCCAGAACGCGCUCCAGGGCCUUUCCAACAUCGUGCAGCAGAGCCCUGAUCUCAUCAGGAAAUACGUGCCCACACCCGGUGGCUCUGCCCUGCUUCAAAAACUGGUGUCCAUCACGGAAAAUCCCAAUGAUGAAGUUGCAGAGCAAGCCUCCGACCUGGAGAUCCGUAUCAAGGCAACUCUUUCGGAUGGCAACAGCAGAGCCGCUCUGAAGAGCUCCAUCUUCGACGUCAUUUCCAGGGGACUCGUCGAGGCAGCUGCCGACUCCGUCUCGCCGAGCACACUCGUGGAGCUCGCAAAGGACCUCUUCAGCGAUUACGAUAUGGAAAAGCAGGAGCUCUCCGAGAACCUUUUGCCUCCCCACGAUGCUUGGGAGGCGGCGCUGAAGCCUUUCUUGGCCAUUCCUCCGCACCCAACUUUUGCCAUCACGAACCCACUCGGCGGAAGCGUCUACAUAGUCGAGCCAAGCCAGCAGCCGGCAAAGAUGUCCCGGGAUUCUGAAGGCUUCUCCCCAGCUUUGAGGAUGGCUGCGUACACUGCACGUCUCCUUGCCAAAGCUUCCGUCUCAGACCACUUGCCCGUCGAAAGAAAAGCUCAGCUAUAUAGGCAACUCCUCCUGACUGUUCAGCUGACGAGUGACAACAUCAGCCGCGCUACUUCGAACGACAUCUUCAACGUGUACAACGCUCACACCGAGAAUGACGUCGUCGAGGUGGUCGCUGACAUACAGGCUCUUGUCGCCGACUGGAUAGUAAAAUCGGGAGAAUCGUGGUCUGGAGACAAUGGUUCCGAGCACUCCUUCACUCGUGUCGCAUGGAACGCUCUCAGGGAAUCUUCAAAAGGCCUGUCGCCCAAAGCCUUUUACAAUGCGCGAGCCUACGCUACUACCAUUUCUGAGACGAUCGAGAUGCACGGCUGGCCGAGCAAGGAGACCGCGAAGAUGGAAGAUGACUUGAAGGGGAUUCGAAGGAGUGACGAUACUUUCCUCAUCGCAUCGUUCCUCUACGGCCACAGCACCCCGCUGGCAUCCCACGGGUCCGCAUCACGCAUGUGCAACGAGCUCAUCGCACAAUUGACCGGCCACGACAUUUCUCGAGACGCGCAAGGGGGUCUGAAGCAGCUCGUGUUGCUCAAUGUCAUCGUCGCCAACCAAGAUGGCAUCACCGACACCAUCGCGAAGCAGCGGCUCAUCUUCUUCGUCAAGCACUUGAGCGAAUGGCUCGAACUUCAAGAUGGCGAGGCCAUCCCUCUCCCGGUCAGGGCCGAGGUUUACCGCGCCUUCUCGCUGCUUCUCCCGCUCAUGAAGGACAUCUACGGAGAGCACUGGGAGAGCAUUUUGAACUCUCUGAUCGCCUUCUGGUCGUCGGCUGGCCACUUCAAAGACCAGGGUCUCGGGUAUGAAGAAGCGAUCCCGUGCAUACACGCAUCGCUCAAGCUCUACUCUACGCUCAAGGGCCUGCAGGCCGACGAGGAUCCGAACGAAGACUUGGUCGAGAUUUGGAAAUCGUCGCAGCCUGCAGCGUCCAACGGGCUGAUCGAGCUGCUAAAGCAAUCGGAAGGGUUGGAUGAUUACAACCACCAACCCUUGAAGAUUGUCAACGAGGUCCUGUCACGGCAGAUCGGUUCGAUUUCCGUCGCUCAACUGGAGAAUACCGAAGAGCUCUUCCCGCUCCUGGUCACCGAGUCCAGCUCGGUGCAGCAGGCAGCGUUCGACAUUUUGCAUAAGCAAAUACCAGCUGCACAGGAAGAAAUCUCCAUCAACGCUGCGCUCGAGAAGAUGACGGUGCAGCUACCUGACGAGCUGCUUUCGCUCGUGCUCGAACCUCCCACCAAAGAUGUCGUCGAGGGCUGGGAUUUCAGCAGAGCGAUGCCGCUCGGCCUUCGCGGCUACCUCUUUAGCUGGUUGCUCAUCUUCGAUCACUUUGUCAACUCUUCGUACAAGGUCAAGACGGACUACGUCGAGCACCUGCAGAAGGAAGGCCACGUGCCGCAGCUCCUCGAUUUUCUGGCUGAGUUCCUGGGCCACACCAGGGGCAAGCCUGUUGACAUUUCCAAAUUAGACAUUACGCAGUACGACCCGCACGCGGCGGACACCCCUCUAGCCGACGCCCACUACCUCACCGCGCAUCUCUACUUCCUCACACUCCAGCAUCUGCCCUCGCUCGCCAAGUCGUGGUGGAUCGACUGCAAGUCGCGUCAAACGGUGCUGGCCGUCGAGAGUUGGACGGAGCGCUUCAUCUCGCCGUCCAUCAUCACGGCUGCGCUCACGGCAGUUAGCGAGUGGGCCAACAGCGCAGACAACGCUGCAUCGGACGAGGCGCUGACGGUCAAGGUCAACCAGCGCGGCAAGGAGGUUACGGCCGGGUACGAGGUUGACGAGCAGUUCAUGACCAUCGUCAUCCGGCUGCCUCCCACCUACCCCCUCGCGCCCGUCCUCGUCGAGGGCGUCAACCGUGUCGCCGUGUCCGAGCAGAAGUGGCAGGCCUGGCUGCGCAACUGCCAGGGCGUCGUGACUUUCUCGAACGGCAAUUUAGUCGACGGGCUGAUCUCGUGGAGGAGGAACGUUGUCGGUGCGCUCAAGGGGCAGACGGAGUGCGCGAUUUGCUACAGCAUCAUCAGCGCUGACAAGCAGCUGCCGAGCAAGAGGUGCUCGACAUGCAAGAACUUGUUCCACACGAGCUGCUUGUACAAGUGGUUCAAGAGCAGCAAUGGAAGCAGCUGUCCGCUGUGCAGGAACCCUUUCAAUUACGGUUGA
Messenger RNA from Lasiodiplodia theobromae, 4836 nucleotides. RefSeq names its product Zinc finger RING-type protein. Gene Ontology annotation, cellular component: RQC complex; cytosol. Bases 1 to 4836 code for a protein of 1611 amino acids. NCBI's taxonomy places the organism in Eukaryota, Fungi, Ascomycota, Dothideomycetes, Botryosphaeriales, Botryosphaeriaceae. Gene Ontology annotation, molecular function: zinc ion binding; ubiquitin protein ligase activity; ribosomal large subunit binding. Gene Ontology annotation, biological process: rescue of stalled cytosolic ribosome; ribosome-associated ubiquitin-dependent protein catabolic process. The record is from RefSeq and is a predicted model, not a curated record. The transcript is spliced from 7 exons.